GGAACACAACAAAGACACCGGAUGAAAAUCUCGUGAAAAUUCAGAAGAAAACCCGGAGAAAAUGCCAUAAAAAAUCAUGGAAUUAUUCUCCUUGAUCGUUGUUGUGUCCGUGCUGUAUUUGAUGCUCUUGUUUUUCGACUCGGUAUUCAAGAGUUGCAUGCAUCACCCUUACGAUGCCUUCUUGCGCAAAACUGGCAUUUCUAUCAAAUUUUUUCGUCUUCAGUGGCACACAACGGCCUUUAAUCGGCUCAUCUUGAAAUGGCGAUAUAUUUGUCCGCGACUUCUUUCGAAGAGUUUCGACAUUGGCGUUUACGUGACGCUCAUAAUUCUCCCAACUGUGACAAUUUUAUUGCUAAUUUCCGUUUUUUACACGCCUCCGAAGAAUUCCGUGCUGGGGGAAAGUGUGAAACUGCAAGUUGUGCUGCCCUUUGUGACACUGCCAAUUGAGGAGAUUCCAUAUUACGUGAUUGCGUUGAUCGUUUGUAGUGUAACGCAUGAACUGGGACAUGCGAUUGCUGCUGCCUUGGAAGAUGUGCCCACGAGAGCGUUUGGUGUGCAUUUGGUAUUUUUUCUGCCAUUCGCUUACACGGAAGUAGAUCAGGAGUACAUGAGUGGCUUACGGAUAUGGAAAAGGUUGAAAAUUCUGUGCGCUGGAAUCUGGCAUAAUAUCGUAACGGGGAUGAUUUGCUAUCUGAUACUCGCCAGUGUGCCACAACUGGCAUCUUCUUUCUACAAUAUCAAUGAUUCCGUGAUAGUGACGAGUAUUCGACCGAGAUCUCCGGUUUCGGCGGGCAAUAAGGGCUUGCAUGUACAUGACAUCAUCACUCAUAUCAACGAUUGCAAGGUCCGAAGUAUCAAAACGUGGUUCAAUUGCUUGCAGGAAGCGAUUCAAUAUCAACCGGCUUAUUGUCUUUCGACAGAUUUUGUUCGUGCCAACGACGAAUCUGUCUUAGUUUCACACAACAACCAAAUUAUCGACUGUUGCGACCCAAAAAACAAAAAAGCAAUUUGUUUCGAGCAUAUCUUGGAGAAAUUUGAUGACGAUACGGAGCUUCCGCAAUUUAUGUGUCUCGAUAUUCGGAGUAGUAUAGAACAUUCAUCCGGGUAUUGCAGCAGAAAACAUCGUUGUCGCGAAGGACAAUGCUUCAAACCGAUCCUGGACAAUUCCACAACGAUUCUCCAACUGCAACGAUGGUACCAGAACGACAUGAUCUACAUCGGGCACUCGAACGACUUUAGUCGCAAUGUAAAAGUGUCGGAAUUUGUACCAAAAACUUCUUGGUUCUCACCACAUAUCGCCGACAGCAUCAGUUUAAUGUUACGUUACCUCAUCGUUUUCUCAUUCGGACUCGCGAGCAUCAAUGCGAUGCCUUGUUACGGCUUUGACGGACAACAUUUGGUCCAUGCACUGCUUCACAACUUUAAAAAUCCCCGAUUUCCCAAUGACAAACAUCGCAAAGACAUGAUGGCAUUGGGUAUCAACACUUUUGGUACUGUGAUUCUGUUCAUUCUUGUCACCAAAACACUGUGGAUCUCUCUAAUUGGUCACUUGUGGUAAAAAUUUACCAAAAAAAAUGCCAUAAAAAAUUAUCCUGAGUGCAUUCAGAUUUUCGCUUUUAUUUAUUUAAAAAAAAAAAAAAACAUUUAAGAAUUAAAACAAAAUAAACUAAUAUGCUAA
Culicoides brevitarsis is the source of this 1678-nucleotide messenger RNA. RefSeq names its product membrane-bound transcription factor site-2 protease (gene S2P). The record is from RefSeq and is a predicted model, not a curated record. Bases 77 to 1558 code for a protein of 493 amino acids. Gene Ontology annotation, cellular component: membrane; cytoplasm. Gene Ontology annotation, biological process: membrane protein intracellular domain proteolysis; regulation of response to endoplasmic reticulum stress. Lineage: Eukaryota; Metazoa; Arthropoda; Insecta; Diptera; Ceratopogonidae. The transcript is spliced from 2 exons. Gene Ontology annotation, molecular function: protein binding; metalloendopeptidase activity.